Molecule: messenger RNA, 1192 nt
Organism: Hypoxylon trugodes
Lineage: Eukaryota; Fungi; Ascomycota; Sordariomycetes; Xylariales; Hypoxylaceae
Product: ankyrin
Exons: 3
Coding region: 523-987 (154 amino acids)
Molecular function (GO): protein binding
Source: RefSeq, a predicted model, not a curated record
GGCUAUUAGCGGGCUGGCGGGGAAGACGGGGUAUUAUUUAUACCACUAUGUCGGAUAUGAACACCUUCCAAUCAUUUAUGGUAUAUCAUUUCUAGUAUAAAAAGGGAUCUAUAAUUCUUCCCAUAAAAUAACAUAUUAUAAUGAUAUUAAAGUCCUAGAUACUGAUAACUUAGUAAUGAAGCUCGUUAUAUAAUUUUCACCUCUGACUAUAGGAAUCCUAGUAGGAUCCUCACCAACAUACAGAGCACCUUUUAGGUAGCUAGAUGCAGACCAGAUUCGCUGACAGGAGUCGUAACCAAUCAAAGAGAAGGAAAAUAGCGUUACGCCGACAUUAGCGGGGAGCAAUGCCGGCGAUGUCAUCCAUCCUUCUACUCCACCCCGCCCCGAGGGGUGUCAGCACAAGCAUCUAGGACUUAUAUUCAGGUACAAAGGGGAAAUCCUAGAUCUCAUUUCUACUGUCCUUCAGAUCUUCGUCUCUUUCCUCUUCCAAACUAAGCUACUUCCCAAAGUCCCGUUUCAACAAUGGAUAACGAAUCAAUUCAGGGGUCUAUCCCCCCGGAAGCUAUCGAGUUUGCGGGUCGCAUGUACAAUGCUGCACGCGAGGGGCAGAAAGAUGUGUUUGAGCAAGCCUUACCAGCUGGACUACCGGCGAACUUGACGAAUGAGAAGGGAGAUACUCUUCUCAUGCUUGCGGCAUAUCAUGGACAUGCUGAUCUAGUCAAAUUACUCAUCCAGCAUGGCGCCGAUCCGAACCGUAUAAAUGAUAAAGGCCAGAGCCCUUUGGCUGGCGCGGUUUUCAAGAAAGAGGAUGCUGUAAUUGAGGCUCUGCUAGAAGGUGGCGCAGACCCAGAUCACGGUACGCCCUCUGCGCAAGCUUGUCUAGCUAUGUUUAAACAGGAGGACAAAUGGGGAGCCAAGUUCGCGGCGGCUCCUGGGAAAGGAAAAGCUCAAAAACCGGCAUCGGAAUCAGAUACCCUUCAAUUGUAGUAGAUAUUUCACAGAACAAGCGAACUCGAGAGAUUCAAGGCGUGCCCACCAGGGGGGAUAUCAAGGGUGCGUAUCAUAUUUUUGUGAAGCAAUACUUGAGAUUUAACCCUGAAUGUGAAUGAUGGCUUUUUUCUCUCAAAUAAUAUUGAAGGUAAGAAUAGUAAGGAAGUAUAAUAAUCUAAAAAGCUUUCAGGAUCGAGACAAG